Molecule: messenger RNA, 3355 nt
Organism: Poecilia latipinna (sailfin molly)
Lineage: Eukaryota; Metazoa; Chordata; Actinopteri; Cyprinodontiformes; Poeciliidae
Gene: rimkla
Product: ribosomal modification protein rimK-like family member A
Exons: 5
Coding region: 771-1976 (401 amino acids)
Biological process (GO): protein modification process
Cellular component (GO): cytoplasm
Molecular function (GO): ATP binding; N-acetyl-L-aspartate-L-glutamate ligase activity; metal ion binding
Source: RefSeq, a predicted model, not a curated record
AUUACGUUUUCUCUUCCCUCAUUGGCUCAAGUGAUCGAGACUCGCCCACCUUUUCCGGCUGCUGCGUGGACACCGAGACUCUACACGAGUUGCGAUUGGCCAUCUACCGUCCGAGCCUUUGUUUUGGGGCAGGGCACGAGACGCGGAGGAGUGGAGUUGUAAACUAAAGCGCGUGCAUUUUUCAGCACCAAUACCGCGUGGAUAGCAGCCAAACUGACCAGAUAGAUAGUUGUUGCAUCGGUUAGCUUGUUUCAGUUUAGCUGUUUUGAUAGUCGCUGUUGCGUUGAAAAAGAAACUUUUUUUUUUGUAUCGGUUUCGACUCCUCAGCCGGGAACCCGAAGCGGCGAGGCUCUAGCUUUGUUUGCCUCGGUGGCAGGAAAGCUGCGUCUCGGUCGAAAGGGAGGCGAAAACACCCUCAUUUUCUUCCUCUCUGUCUCGAACUAGUUUCUUUCUUUUUUCUCUCUCUCUCGCUUGGAGUUCGACGAUCCAAUCCACGACCAGACUAAAUGGCCGGAAGCAACGGAAAACAAAGGUACUGAACAGUUUUCACCCGAGCCGGUUCGGUCCAGACAGCGGUUGAGCAAGUGGUCUUGUUUUUAAGCCACAUUUUCAGCCAGCUCUCACCGCUCGCCUCCAUUGUGAGAGCAUCUCUGCCGCCCGAAUCCCGCGCUCCCACCACACACCUGCCUGCCACCCCCCCCGCCCACCACCUCUCUUCACUCCACGGCGUAUUUUUCAGCUGUUUCGCUAGCAAAUCCACACUACAAACAAUGUGCUCUCGGGUUUGGUUCGUGACCGACCGGCGUAUCAGCCAGGAGUACCCUCAGGUCCAGAUCCUCCGGGCUCUGAAGGAGCGCUGCGCCGACGAGGAUGUUGAAUUCCGCUACCUUCUCAUGGAUCAGAUCGUGCUGACGAUCAGCCAAGGGCAGCUAGGUCUGCGGGUGGAGCAGGAAUUGGUGACAUCUUAUCCUCAGGUGGUGCUAGUGCGAGUCCCCACGCCCUGGGUGCAGUCGGACAGUGACAUUACCGUGCUGCGCCACCUGGAGAAGAUGGGCUGCCGGCUGAUCAACCGGCCCCAGGCCAUACUCAACUGUGUCAACAAAUUCUGGACCUUUCAGGAACUGGCUGGCCAUGGGGUCCCUCUUCCCGACACCUACUCUUACGGGGGGCAUGACAACUUCCGUAAGAUGAUCGACGAGGCAGAGCCGCUGGGAUACCCGGUGGUGGUGAAGAACGCACGUGGCCACAGAGGCAAGGCUGUGUUCCUGGCGCGCGACAAACACCACCUGACGGAUCUGUGUCACUUGAUCCGCCACGAUACCCCCUACCUGUUUCAGGAGUACGUGAAGGAGUCUCACGGCCGCGACGUGCGGGUGGUGCUGGUGGGCGGCCGUGUCGUUGGCUCCAUGCUGCGCUGCUCCACCGACGGACGCAUGCAGAGCAACUGCUCCCUGGGUGGCGUGGGGAUGAUGUGCCCCCUGAGCGAGCAGGGCAAGCAGCUGGCCAUCGAGGUGUCCAACAUCCUGGGCAUGGACGUGUGCGGCGUCGACCUCCUGCAGCUCAACGACGGCUCGUUUGUGGUCUGCGAGGCCAACGCCAACGUGGGCUUCAUCGCCUUCGACCAGGCCUGCGGGAUCGACGUGGCGGGGAUUAUCGCUGACUUUGCCCUCUCCACGCUUCCCAGCCGCCUGACUCGGAAGAUGUCGCUGCUGUCCGUCGUGUCCAGCACCAGCGAGACCAGCAGCGAGCCCGAGGUGUGCAUGGUGAACGCGGGCGGAGGCUCCCUGCCGGAGGCCGUCUGCAACAUGAGCGUGGGCUCGUCUUCCAGCGAAAGCGACCCCGAGCUGGCCGAGCCCUCGCAGUCGUCGCCUCGCCGCUCGCCGGCCUCUGCCCUGUCCGACCUCCCCGACCUCGCCGACGCAGCGUACAACUUCAACAACCUCCUGGCCAAUGAGAUCAAGCUAUUGACUGAGUGAGAAUCGAACAAAUUCGCAUACACGCCACAAUCACACACACACUGCGCAUACACUUGUCCAAGCAUUCGUUUAAAAUAAAGAAACAAACAACUACGCACAUAUCACUCUGAAACAGAUGUUCAUGACAAAAAACAGCUGAGAGAAACAGAUCACACAUUCUGACACAGCAGAGACAAACAUCCAAACUGGAGCCUUCCCCUGAUGAGCAAAAAGAUCUACGGCUGCUCCCCUGACUCUCCUUUCUUUGCAUUUUUUUCAAAUCCCACGGAGGCAUGUAAAAUCCAUGUAUGCUGUCAACUUAUCACAGAGGCAUACAGCAUAUGAGAUAACUGCCAAAACUGGCCUCUUCUGGUGUAUAUUUGUUUUUAUGUUGGGGUGGGUAAAGAAUUUUAGUAAAUGCCAUGUUUUUAACCCUCCUCACAAUGCAAAAAAAAAAUGCAAAUAAAGGUUCUCCUGGUGUGGCAAGGUUUGGUUGAUGGCGGGCAAAAUGAAGUAUUUUUAGGUUGAAUGUACCCUGACGCUAGGCAUAUCGUUCUGUCGGUUCCUACUUAGCAGUGAAUCGCUCCUGAAAAUGACAGAUAACAAGACGGAGAGACCAAACUGCAGGUGUGCAAACUUUUACGUCAGAAAGUAGUCGUCCUGUUCUGCUAAAACUCAUACAUCGAGAUGCUUUCACAACAUUUUUCAGUUUACAUUUUAGAUUGUGUGUUGGAUUAGCAGCAGCAGCUAUCUGCUUUUUUAAAAUAAUAAUUAAAAAAAUCUCACGAAAUGCCUAGCACUUUAUUAAAACAGCUUUGUCAUUUUCUCUCCUAGACGACAUUUUUUAGGAAAGAUGAGAGCAUAUUCGAGUCGUGUCAUCACCUGAAAGCAAAAUAUACCUCAGAACAGAGAUGUUUCACUGCCAUAGGACAUCACAGACACAUACAGAACAUAUCAGCUUAGGCCCUAACACCUUACAGACCUGGUGUCCCUUCCUUUCAUGUCUAGGACCUGAAAUAUAACUGUGUGUAACAUUUAUGUUAUGUUAGAGGUGUUUUUUUUUUUUUUUUUUUUUGUAAAUAUUAGAUAGCGAAAUUUAACUUCAUGGCUUAUUAGUAUGCAGCUGAUGAAACUGGAACAGCCGGACAGAAAAAAAAAUGGCCAAGGUUGCUUUUUUUUAAUUAUUUUUAUUAUUAUUAUUAUUUUUUUUUAUUUUAUAAGCUACUGUGGACAAACUAGAUUGUACAGACCUGUGACUUUAAAAGGCUCCGAAGCUGCAAUUUGGUGCUAACAGUCGUGGAUCCGGUUAGUUCACAGUCAUGUUAACUCUAGAUUUUUAUUGUUCUCAUAAAUCCUCUGUUAGUUGUUGAAGAAAAUCAACCCACCUUGUAAAGAAAAAG